ACUGUCAUAAAAUACCCAACAGAAGAAGAAGAGCCUGGUCGCUAAUAGCCUUACAUGGGCUAGGUAUUAAUUUGGAGAAAAUAAUUCGCUAUAGGCUAAAUCUUUUAUUAUUUGCGAUAAAGAUGUCUUUAGUUGAGCCUCAGAUAGAGUUUUCUAAACGAGCAGUUAUCUCCGACUGAAGAAACAUUCACAGAGUUUAACGAAAUCAAGUCCGAGGAGGAGAUGGAUGAUCGGCUCAGACAGCAGGAUUUUACCCGGACACCCCAGAUUAUUUUACACCGAAUAGACUUGUUACAUCAUUAUGUUAAGAAGGGGGAGACUCUUGUUGAUCUAGCGUUCUGUAGCCAGGAGAGGAAAUUCGGUUUGGACCAAGGGCAACCAGAACCUCUGAAGACAACAGAAGAGCAGGAGGAGCUAGAACAUCAACAGAUAAAAGAGGAGCUGGAUAAACUUGAAUAUCAACAGAUAAAGGAGGAAGAGAAAGAGUUUUGCAUCAGUCAGGAUGAAGAGCAGCUUCUACUGAAGCAGGAGACUGAGACCUUCUUGGUGACUUCUCUUAGAGAUGAACACAAACCAAGCAGCAACAUAUAUUUCAUUAAGGAUGCUACUGAAGCUGACCGCCAGGAUCAGAAAGAAUCAAAGAGAGAUGAAGAGCUGAAACAAAAUCAGAAAAACAGACAUGUUGACAAUUCGAAACGAAAAGGUCACAAGAAAACACACACUGAUAAAAAUCUAUAUUUUUGUAGAAUUUGUGAUAAAUGUUUUUCUACAAAUAGUAACAUGAAUAUGCACAUGAAAAUUCACACAGGUGAGAAGCCUUUCUCAUGUCUGACCUGUGGAAAAAGUUUCAGUCAAAGAUGUCAUUUAAAACUACACAUGAGAAUUCACUCGGGUGAGAAGCCUUUCUCAUGUCGGACCUGUGGAAAUAGUUACAGUCAAAAACAUUUUUUAACUUGUCACAUGAGAACUCACACAGGCGAGAGGCCAUUUCUGUGUCUAACAUGUGGAAAAGGUUUCACUAUAAAAAGUCUUUUGAAUAAACACAAGAGAACUCACACAGGUGAGAGGCCUUUCUCCUGUAAGAUUUGUGGCAAAGCUUUUGUUCAAAAACCUCAUCUAAAUUAUCACUUGAGGACUCACACAGGAGAGAAGCCUUUUCCAUGUGGUACCUGCAGAAAAAGCUUUAGUCUCAAAAGAAGCUUAAAUAGACACAUGAGAAUCCAUGCAGAUAAGAGGCCUUUUCUGUGUAUGACCUGUGGAAAAAGUUUCAAUGAGGAGCAGCAGCUUACCCUUCACAUGAGAAUUCAUACAGGUGAAGAGCCUUUCUCAUGUAUGACCUGUGGAAAAAGUUUCAGUCUCAAAGGUAAUUUAACAGAUCACCUGGGAAGUCAUGCAGGUGAAAAGCCUUUCUUAUGCAUGACCUGUGGAAAAGGUUUCCGUCUAAAGAAUAAUUUAAAUGAUCACAUGAGAAUACACACAAGUGAAAAGCCUUUUCCAUGUUUAAUCUGUGGAAAAGGUUUCACUACAAAAACUCUUUUGAACAACCACCUAAGAGUUCACACGGGUGAGAAGCCUUUCUCAUGUACGACGUGUGGAAAAAGUUUCCGCCAAAAGAUUCAUUUAACUGAACACACGAGAAGUCACACUGGCGAGAAGCCGUUUAAAUGUAGUGUGUGUAAAAAAUCUUUCAGCAUUAAAUGUAGUUUGAAUAAACACAUGAAAGCUCAUACAAGCUAGAAGCCUUUCUCUGGUAUAAACUACAGAAGUGGUUUUGAUAAAAGUUCCUUUAAUCAACAAGGUUAAAACAAAGCAGGAGUUUGAUAUAACUUCAUAGACCUCAAGUUAGAAUCAUGUUUGUAAUAUUCUCAGAUAUUCAGGUAUUUGAGAACUUUAUAAACAAGCUGGAAUCUGCUCUUCCCAAUUAAACUGAAGUCCUAAAACACCAGUGAGAAACAUUUGUCUUGAGAGCAAAGAUUAAAAACUGUCAAUGCGAUUUAUCUCAAAAUCACAUUAGCACCCUUCAGCUCAUUCUUUCAUGUCAUGAUCUAAACAUGUUCUUUACGUUCCGCAAUCAACCAAAAAGUCCUGACAGAAUGAGUUGAAGUCAUUCCAGAGGCUGCAGCAUAGCAGUGAGAGCACCACAUGAUCUUCCAGAGUCCGUCUGAUCCGAGAUGUUGCUCUGCAGAAUCUGAUGCAGAUUUUAACACGUUGAGGAUGGUACACAUCAACUGUCCUGGAAUUUAAAGCACUGUGGAUUUGAAAAGCCAUCAUCAGAAUCAGAAAAGCUUUAUUGCCAAGUACGUUUUUGGACACACAAGGAAUUUGUUUUGGCGUAGUCGGUGCAAUACAGUACAAAUUAAACAGUAUAAACAAAUCUACAAUAUAAUAUAAAUAUAUGUGCACAGUUUUAAGUGAGUGAGGGUAAAUAUAGAGCAGUAUAAGAUGCAAGAGCAAUACAACAGUGCAGGUGAUCAUUGUGCAAGUAUGAGGAUCAUUACAUGGAUUCAGGCCUUUGAGGGUUUUUUGUGUCUCACAUAUUACUUGGGUGAAUGCUGCAGCUGGUAAACCACGCCCCUUUCUGUCUGCAGUCAUCAGGUGUGCUGAGUUUAGCACAGAUUGACUUGUAUGAUUUAAAAGACAAAGGGACUCUAUACAGUGGUUGUCUAUUGCUGAGCUACGAUCUGAAAGGAACUAAUUCUUACUAAAUCAUCAGUUUGUUAGAAAAUGCUAUUUACAUAAAUAAAUGACACAAAACUUUGCCUUCAUGGUUUAUGUAGAUUUUUCAGGUGUGAAUUUGAAGAAUGCCUCAUUUUCAUGCAGAGAUGAUCUUCAUGUUUCUACUGUUCUUCAGAGAUCUAUCCUAUGCAAAUGUUUUUUCCCUAAUGAAGCUGUUUUCAUUGAUUUCCAUCUAUUUUAUUAAUAAACCCAACAAUUGAAACAAGUAAACACAAAAUAGAUUUUUGGUUUUUUGCACACACUGAGAAGUGAGUUUUACUUCAUUUUAUGACUUUUUAAUUUUGUUUUCUGCAAAUGAAGAAAUGUAAGAAAAAAUAUUUUAACAUUUUCUUUAAAAGUUCCUUUCAAAUAGCGAAAUGUGCUGAUGUUUAGAAAAAGCUUUUAUACAUUUUGUGUCAAUUUUAUUUAAAUGCUUUCUUUUGUGCUUUUUCAAAGAUUUGCAUCUAGUUUUGGUUUUGAUCCAUCACUGAAAAAUACGAAUAGUUUCUUUGGGUUGUAUUGUAUGACAUUUUUUUCUUCCCCUUUAGUAAAUGACAUAUGAUAUUAAAUCUUAUAUUUUCAGACUGUCCAAAGAGCUGUUUUGACCAUAUUUUGGUGAUAUUAUGACAAUGUUACCCAAACAAUAUUUAAAGAUCUUUACAACCUGCAGUCAGUUUUCCUUUAAGUCUUUAAGUGGCUUUAAUCUUAAAUGACGAUAUACUGUAUCUGCUGCUGUUGCGUACCUACGUAACUAAACGGUUUAUUUGCACUUCUGACCGUUUGUAUGAUUCUAAACCAGUCACACAGAACUGCAGAACAUUACUGAUUUUAUACAUCAUUUCCAACAUAUUUAAAUGUACAUAGUUGUCAUUCGAUAGAUUUAUAUUUUUUCAAUAUUCAGUUUCGAAUCGGAAUCAUCUUUAUUGUCACUGUAAUGUGUACAACAAAAUGAAGUUUUCAUUUAUCAGUGCAAUACAAAGCUAAAGAAAAACGUAAUCUCACAAGCACUGACUGUGUACUGAUGACUGCAGUGGGAUAAAAACUGUUCUUUAGUCUAUUUGUGUUUAUGACAUUGUGACCUCUCCCUGACGGAGCUGUUCAAACAGCGGGUGUCCAGUGUGAGAAAUGUCCUUUAUGGGGUGUUUUUGUCUUCUAGAGGCACCAGGAACUGUGCAGCUCCUCCGGUGUGUGGAAAGGGCAGCCCACAUCCUUCUGUGCAGUUUUAAUGACCCUAAGGUGUGCUGUCCUAUGAGCCAUAGUGUGGCUGCUCUACUAUAUAUUCUAAUGUAUUACAUACAUUUUGCUGUAUUAUCCAGUGGUUGCAGCACCUCCCAAGUAAAACAUGUUUCCUUUCACAGCUUUGUUAAAAUAAACUGGGAUUAUGUUAAUACAAA
Molecule: messenger RNA, 4109 nt
Organism: Girardinichthys multiradiatus
Lineage: Eukaryota; Metazoa; Chordata; Actinopteri; Cyprinodontiformes; Goodeidae
Product: gastrula zinc finger protein XlCGF57.1-like
Exons: 2
Coding region: 223-1737 (504 amino acids)
Biological process (GO): regulation of transcription by RNA polymerase II
Cellular component (GO): nucleus
Molecular function (GO): RNA polymerase II cis-regulatory region sequence-specific DNA binding; DNA-binding transcription factor activity, RNA polymerase II-specific
Source: RefSeq, a predicted model, not a curated record